This is a messenger RNA of Ustilago hordei, 1038 nucleotides long. RefSeq lists its product as uncharacterized. The coding region runs from base 1 to 1038 and encodes 345 amino acids. Lineage: Eukaryota; Fungi; Basidiomycota; Ustilaginomycetes; Ustilaginales; Ustilaginaceae. Gene Ontology annotation, molecular function: dioxygenase activity. The transcript has a single exon. The record is from RefSeq and is a predicted model, not a curated record.
AUGUCCAACUCGACACCGAUUCCAAUCGUCUCGCUCCGCAACGAUAGCAGCAACUCUACCGCACUCGGCUCGCAAAUCCUGGAGGCAGUGGCCAAGACCGGCUUCUUCUAUCUCUCGGAUCAUGGGAUCACUCAAGCAGAGAUCGAUGCGCUUUUCCAACGCAGCUCUGAUUUCUUCCUUAAGGAGCAGCUAGAAGAGCGACUGCAAAGUCAAGACCGAAUAAACAAUACGGGCUACACACCGAUGAAGCAGGAGAGUCUGGACCCGAACAGCAUGUCGGAUGGCGACCUGAAGGAAUCUUUCUACCUAGCUGGCCUCGCUCGAGCAGAGCGUGGUUCUAAGCAAGUUGAGGAGCAAGAUCGACCACCAGCGCAAAACUUGCCGCCUACAUUAGCAGCGCGUCAAGAAGAGAUUGCAGGCUUCAUCGAGAAGUGUAAAGGCCUCUGCGACACGGUGCUGUCAGGCUUUGCGGAAGCAAUCGGCUUGCCCUCACGAUACUUUCUAGACUCACAUCAUGGGCAACAUGAUCGACUACGGCUGAUACACUAUCCUCCAGCGCCAGUCUCAAACAGCAAUGGAGAAGCAGGCUCGAACUUGAGCAUCCGAGCAGGCUCUCAUUCAGACUAUGGCUCGUGCACUCUGCUCUUUCAAAAAGACGUCGGUGGACUCCAAGUAGAGAUGGAACCAGGCAAAUGGGUCGAUAUUCCGCCGCAGAAAGGAUGUAUCGUGGUCAAUGUCGGCGAUGCUAUGGAGUUUUGGAGCGGAGGACUGUUUCGCUCGACUCAGCAUCGGGUUGUUCUUCCGCGUAACGAGUCGGAGAGCGGAUCAAGGUUUUCGGUAGCCUACUUCUGUCAGCCGGAUGAAGACGCUCGUCUGGUUCCUCUAGAGAUCUCGGACAAGGUAAGAGAGAAGGUUCAGGCCCAGGUGAUGGACAGAGAGGAAUUUCAAAGGAGAUGUGUAGCCAAGGGCGUUGCUAAUGUGUCGGAGCUCACGGGAGGUCAGUACCUUCGUGCUCGUCUUGGAGCCACGUAUCGAUGA